This is a messenger RNA of Trichoderma virens Gv29-8, 1653 nucleotides long. RefSeq lists its product as uncharacterized. The record is from RefSeq and is a predicted model, not a curated record. The coding region runs from base 1 to 1653 and encodes 550 amino acids. Gene Ontology annotation, molecular function: zinc ion binding; ubiquitin protein ligase activity; ubiquitin conjugating enzyme binding. The transcript is spliced from 5 exons. Lineage: Eukaryota; Fungi; Ascomycota; Sordariomycetes; Hypocreales; Hypocreaceae. Gene Ontology annotation, cellular component: ubiquitin ligase complex; cytoplasm. Gene Ontology annotation, biological process: protein polyubiquitination; positive regulation of proteasomal ubiquitin-dependent protein catabolic process; ubiquitin-dependent protein catabolic process.
AUGUCGAAUCGCCCCAACAACCGUCUCCUCCCUGCUGCCGAAUCUGGCCCUGAAAGGCCACGGCCAAUCGAGCAGCUUCAUCCCGUCUUGCUCAGCGUCGUCGACCUCUCGCGUAUCAUGACCGACGACGAAAUCGCCGAGGAACGACUUCAAAGCCCACAAGUUCAGGACUUGCGCCGCCCCGUCCGUCUGUCCGGGGACGAAAUACGACUCUUGCUACGAGGCUCCCCAGGGCCGGAAGACGACACCGAAGAAGGCGAAGUCCAAGACGGGUGCAUUGUGUGUUUCGCCCAAAGCGAUGUUUCCGUCCCGUGCGGCUGCCACUACUGCGGCCGCUGCCUCCGAGAGAACAUUCGCGUCGGCCUCCGCUCGGAGGUGGACUUCCCGCCGGGUUGCUGCCGGCCCUUUGACGAGGCCACCAUUCGUCUCGCCGGGCGUCCGGCGCUGGUUCACCUCUUCAGCCAGCUCUCAGCUGAGUACGCCGUGCCGGCCGGGGAGCGGCUGUACUGCCACGACCCGGGCUGCUCAUCCUUCAUCCAGCCGAGGGCCAUCCAGCCUGCUGCCCUGGAUGAAGACGAUGCCACCCCCGUGGGAACAUGUCCGUCAUGUCACAAGGCGACAUGUGCCGCUUGUGGGGGCAGAUCGCACCGAGGUUUGCCGUGUCGAGAGGAUGAAGAUGAAGAGGCGUUAUGGGAUAUGAUGGAUGACCAGGGGCUCGUUGGCUGUCCUGAGUGCGGCGUCGUGAUCGCCUUGAAGGAAGGGUGCAACCAUAUGACAUGCGUUUGCACUGCCCAAUUCUGCUAUCUCUGCGGUCUCGACUGGGAGCAACAGUGUUCAUGCCCCCAGUAUAACGGCUUCCAUCUCCGUGUCCCCGUGCGACAACGGCCGGGCCGUCGACCCAUCAGGCGCGGCGGAAGAGCGCAUCUGGCCGGUGGCGCUGGAGGCAUGACCCGGAUCCCGCAGCUGCGAUAUGACCCGGACGAUGAAGUUGCCCUGGCAGCGGUUGACUUCGCCCCCAUUGGGAUACCUGCUCCGGCAGCAGCCCUGAACCAAGUUCCCGAUCGCGAGCCGGAGCCAAUAAUAAGGCACAAUGCGGCCGAGGACAUGGAGAUUCCUCUUCACAGGAAUGCUCCACGCCGGCCUCAGCUGCGGCAUCACGUCCCGGCUGUCCGUCCAAACCUCUUUAACGGAGGUCCAGUUGAUCUUAUGCCGUUUCCUCCUCUUCCUCUAUUCCCAGAGGAAUUUCCUCCUAUUCCUGGUGCUUUCCCUAGUGACCUUCCUCCUCAUUUCCUACCCCAUUUCCAUCCUCUUGAUCGUCCGCUCGAUCAUGACAACCCAGCUCCAAACCAUCCUCCCAAUCGCCCGUUCAACAAUUGGCCCUUGGAGGUUCCUCGACAGGUAGAUGUGAUGCCGGACGAACUUGAACAAGCGAUACAACGGCUUCGUAUUGUGGAAGCGGUGCUACAAGACCAACAUAGCGCUAACGUGCGCCGAGAAGCUGCGAUCAUAGAAGAAAUAGCGAGAGAGACGCAGAGAACGGAGGAGAUCAAGGUGUCGAACGCCAUGAACCAACUAGACCACCCAGAGGAUGCUGAAGAGUUGACAUGGGGCGACAUAAACCGGAUCAAGAAGCAAUCAGAUGGGGAAGAGUAG